AUGAUUAAAGCGGAUACUCCCGAGGAAUAUAUUCAUGUCAUGACAUGUUUACCACAAUUGCAAGCAUUGCGUGAAUUGACACUUCAUUUCGGUGUCAACACUGAGGGAAGCAUUCAGCCUAUAGUCGACUAUCACUGCAAAGAGUUUGUCUAUAAGUGGCCACAACUGCGGACAUAUCGACUGCAUAUGAAGUUUGAAACGUUUGCACAGUUGAGACAAUUGUAUGAAUCUGUGAAUCGUAUGAAGCGUUUACGUGAACUAGAUUUAAGACUAAGUUUACGCGAUGUUAUGGCCGGAAAUACCGUUAUGAAGACCACAGAUGAGGAAGAAUAUUAUCCGAAGAACUCGUUCGACAGAUUCGGUGAUGACUUGUGUGGACUCGUAUUGUCCUAUCAAUCACUGAAAGAGUGUUUCCGAUUUGAAUGUCUGUCCAGACAGUGGCAGAGAUGUGUAUUCACACGAAGACACACCCUUUCAGUGGGAAAAUGUAAUAAAGUGUUGAUUAAAUCGCGAGUAAAAGAAAAUGUUAAUUGGAUUCCCACUCAUAAUAUGCAAGCAUUGGAAUCAGUGGUCAAAAAGUGUGCAAACAUUACAUCCAUUGAUAUUGAGAUCCAUUCAGAAGAUACAGAAGGAGUGUUUGAAAUGCUAAUCAAUUCAUACAAACACUCGUUGAGAAACAUUAGCAUUAGUUUCAAAUCCGUUUAUUUUAACCUUCAAGACACGACUCCCGAAGAAUAUAUUCGUACUGUUAUCGACUAUCACUGCAAAGAGUUUGUCAAUCAAUGGCCACAACUCAAGAGAUAUCAGAUGUUUAUGAUGUGCUUAACUGAACCACAAGUGAGACAAUUGUACGAAUCGGUGGGUCUAUGUGCUAUCAGUACAGUACCUUUGAGUGUUAAACACUGUGUUAAACUGGCUAAUAACAGAAGCCAUAAUAAACGCCUGUUUUUAACAGAUGACUUCAUCAGCGCAAUGACUGUCUAA
Messenger RNA from Oppiella nova, 984 nucleotides. The record is from the annotation of a GenBank genome assembly. NCBI's taxonomy places the organism in Eukaryota, Metazoa, Arthropoda, Arachnida, Sarcoptiformes, Oppiidae.